AUGUCAAAUGAAAUAAGGUUAAACUCUUCCAAAUUAGGAACGAAAGAAUACUGGAAUAGUUUUUACAAGAAGGAGAUAGCAAACUUCCAAGAUAAUGAGGAGGAUACCGGAGAGUGUUGGUUUGAUGAUUCAGAUGCAGAACUGAAGAUGAUACAAUUCCUUAUUGAUAAAAUAAAUGGGGAAGAAUUACCGUUUGGAAAACAAGAAAAUAUCAAAAUAGUCGACUUAGGAACCGGUAAUGGUCACCUAUUAUUUCAAUUGCACGAGGACAUCCUAGAAGAAUGUGAUUACCAAGAUCAAAUAAAGUUUGAUUUUAUGGGAAUUGACUACUCUCCUGAUUCGGUAGAAUUUGCUACUAAAAUAGCUAAACAAAAAUAUCCUCAGGCUGCAUUUCAAUUCGAACAGGUGGAUUUAUUAACCAAGGAAAAUAAAUUUUUGUCUGCUAACACAUCUCAGUUUGAUAUUCUAUUAGACAAGGGCACACUAGAUGCCAUAGCACUCAACCAAGACCCCAUUUCAGAAUUAGGUGAUAAAAUCGGUAUGGAUGUCUAUGCGUCUCAGGUAUCGCAAUUGAUGCAUCAAAAUUCAGUUUUGUUGAUAACUUCUUGCAAUUUUACUGAAUCAGAAUUAAUAAAAAUUAUAACCCAAGAUAAGACUAAUAGCUUGUCAGUAUGGAAUAAAAUAGAUUAUCCUAGCUUCCAAUUCGGUGGUGUCAAAGGGUCUACUAUUUGCAGCAUCGCAUUCAUCAAAAAUUGA
This is a messenger RNA of Debaryomyces hansenii CBS767, 756 nucleotides long. RefSeq lists its product as uncharacterized. Gene Ontology annotation, cellular component: cytoplasm. The transcript has 2 exons. Gene Ontology annotation, molecular function: protein-lysine N-methyltransferase activity. The coding region runs from base 1 to 756 and encodes 251 amino acids. Gene Ontology annotation, biological process: peptidyl-lysine dimethylation; peptidyl-lysine monomethylation. The record is from RefSeq and is a predicted model, not a curated record. Lineage: Eukaryota; Fungi; Ascomycota; Pichiomycetes; Serinales; Debaryomycetaceae.